GCUCAUUAUUAUUCAGGUAUUUGCGACCCACCGCCUCCUGUUCUGCUUUUAAAACGGUUCCCACUCAUAUUAAACCUUAACCCGACGAACAUGGACGUCUCCGAGAAAAGACCACGCCACCUCUGUGAAGACUGCCAACAUGACCUCUGUCAGUCGGAGUAUUUUGAGCAAAACGGGCUUCACGGCAGCGAUGGAUCUCGGAAUGGAGACUCCAACAGCCCGGGGUCAGAUGUGGAGGACUCACCGGCAGACAUCGAUACGGUUUUAUCCGCGAUCAGCGGGUUGUCUCGCCAGAUAACCCAUUUUUCCGAAAGCCUUUAUCAGAAACUUGAUUCCAUGGAUGAGAGGUUUGUUUCCCUGGAAGAACGGAUCUCUGGCCUGGAGGAGAAACGGCAAAGCGAGCCCGGGACGGCGGAAACCCACCCGAGGAAAAGACGGAGCCACAAUGCCAAACUAGCGGAAGCGGUUCGCCGUCUUCACAAUGCGGAAACGAACAACAGUCGUUACGACCCCCAACAGGGAAUGAGCUCUGCGCACAACCAUGCAGUUACCACCAGCCUCGUCCAAUCCCUGAGGACAUAUCCGGAUUUUCAGCGAGUGGAGAGCGGCGUCCUCAUUUCUUCUUGCAAGACUUACUUUGAGACGAUACGAAGAAACUUUAGGUACCAGCAGCCACACCUUGCACACAAGGCUGCUUCGCAGAAGAACUCCUCCAAGAGUCGGGCAAGAAGGAAGAGAUUACUGUUGGCCCGGCAGAGCGUGCUGAAAGCGGAGGAGCUGGAGCUCUGGCGUGGCGUCACGACGGAGCUGAUGUCUGACGAGGAGGACGGCGAGUUGGACGGCACGUUUGGAUGGAUUGUGCGUCGUCCCUCGUUUCGUAGCGAGGAACUCGGCGACCUUUGCACGGCUCUUCAAAGCAGACUGGAUUCCACUCGGAAGUUCAACGCCACGUAUCACCAGCGGCUGCGCUUUGGACCCGACUCUGACAGACCGCCGCCCAGCAACUACAGCGCCGACGCGGCGAAGAGACACUUCAAACCGGAGGCCUUGCCUGUAAUUCUAGAAUAACUACCAGAACUCUGUGGGUUCUGGGCCAACAUAAAAACAUUUGGUACAUGUUGUAAUGUGUAAUCUGGAAGAAGAUUAGGACCACAGAAAAAAAUAAAUUCAGAUUUUUGUUUUGUUU
Molecule: messenger RNA, 1186 nt
Organism: Poecilia reticulata (guppy)
Lineage: Eukaryota; Metazoa; Chordata; Actinopteri; Cyprinodontiformes; Poeciliidae
Source: RefSeq, a predicted model, not a curated record